GGCGCAAUCAUUUCCCUCACACGCUACGAUUUGUAAAUUUCAAUUUCCAAGCCACAAUAGGCCCCCUCCAAUCCCCCUUUGCCUAAGAGUAUUCUUUUAUCUUUAUUUUUACUUUCUCUCUCUCCUUCUAUCUAACAUUCCCCCGUUUUCUCUCUUUUUCAAAAACCCUAAUUAUCCCAAUCUCUCACUCUUUGCAGUCACUCUACCAAUCUCACCUUAGAUCCAUAAUCUAUUCGUUCUUCGUUCGUCAUUUUUCUGAUCCAGGUUAAUCUAAAUGGAUGCUAUGCAAACAAAUGCUGAGCGCCGUCCUUUUUCGAUUAAAUUAUGGCCUCCAAGCCAGAACACAAGGAUCAUGCUUGUUGAGAGGAUGACCAGCAAUCUUUCAACAACCACAAUUUUCACGCAAAAGUAUGGUAGUUUGAGCAAGGAAGAGGCUGAGGAGAAUGCCAAGGAAAUCGAAGAGGUGGCGUUUACUGCUGCAAGUCAAUUCUUUGAAAAGGAGCCUGAUGGUGAUGGAAGCUCUGCAGUCCAGCUUUAUGCUAAGGAAUGUAGUAAACUUAUACUUGAAGCCCUAAAAAGAGGUCCUGCAAGCAAGGAUGUUAAAAAACUGCCAACUUCUGUGGUGGCCCAGGAAUGUUUUUUUGAUAUAUCAAAAGGUUCACGUGCAUUCAUUGAGGCAGCAGAAGCAGAAGAGCUUUUGGCACCGCUGAAGGAUCCAUCGAACAAUUACACCAAGAUAUGCUUUAGUAACAGAAGUUUUGGGUUGGGCGCAGCUCGUGUUGCAGAGCCUAUCUUGGCUUCGAUUAAGGAUAAAUUAAAGGAUGUGGAUUUGUCUGAUUUUAUUGCUGGUAGAGCAGAGGCAGAAGCGCUUGAUGUGAUGAAUAUCUUCUCAGCUGCCCUUGAAGGUUCUGUUUUAAAGUCUCUUGAUCUUUCAAACAAUGCCUUGGGUGAGAAGGGUGUCCGAGCAUUUGGAGCACUCUUGCAAUCACAGCGUAGCUUGGAGGAGCUUUAUUUAAUGAAUGAUGGAAUUUCAGAGGAGGCUGCACGUGCCGUUUGUGAGUUGGUUCCUUCCACAGAGAAGCUUAGGGUUCUUCAGUUUCACAAUAACAUGACAGGAGAUGAAGGUGCUAUCGCCAUAUCUGAGGUUGUGAAGCGUUCUCCUAUGCUGGAGGAUUUUAGGUGUUCCUCAACAAGGGUAGGUUCUGAUGGAGGUGUUGCCUUGUCUGAAGCCCUUGAGGGAUGUGUUAAUUUGACAAAGCUUGACUUGCGUGAUAACAUGUUUGGCGUAGAAGCCGGAGUUGCUUUGAGCAAAGCUCUUUUGAAUUUUGGAAAUCUUGUUGAAGCUUACCUGAGUUACUUGAACUUGGAAGAUGAGGGGACCACUGCCAUAGCAAACGCUCUCAAGGAUUCGGCUCCUUUGCUUCAAGUGUUAGAGUUGGCUGGUAAUGAUGUUACAGCUGCUGCUGCACCUGCUCUGUCUGCCUGUCUAGCAUCAAAGAAGCACCUAUUGAAGCUAAACUUGGCUGAAAAUGAGCUCAAGGAUGAAGGGGCUAUAGAGAUUAGUAAGGCUCUCGAAAGUUAUACUCAAUUACAGGAACUCGACAUGAAUACAAAUGCCAUAAGAAGGGCUGGAGCUAGGGUUUUGGCUAGUGUGGUGGUGGAUAAACCUAAUUUUCAAUUGCUGAACAUUAAUGGAAAUUUCAUAUCCGACGACGGAAUCGACGAUGUUCAAGCAGCUUUCAAAAAGUGCCCCAACAAGCUAGGGUCAUUAGACGAGAAUGACCCAGAAGGUAGAGAUGAUGAAAAGGAUUCUGAAGAUGAGGGUGCUGGCGAUGACAAUGAUCUGGAAUCCAAAAUGAACAACCUCGAUGUCGAUGACGAUUAGGCAUAUUAUUACUCAUAGUUGGAACUAGUAGAUCUGUAACUUUUAGAUUCCUGAUUUCAACAGUUGUCCUCUUUUAUCUCGGACAUUGCUUUGGAUCAACGGCCUCCUAGAGCGCUUGUCAGCAAUGGCUUUCAUGGAGAGUGACUCGUAGGUUUAAUAUGUAGGUCUUCUCAUGUGGAAGCUGGAACCCUCUUAUCUGCCUUUUUUCUUUUAAAUGUUUAUUGUACUACUACUUAGCUUUCAAGUAGCCAUUGAACUUGUUUCAUUGAUGUUGAGGAAGGGAGUGUCAUUUUUCGUGAUAUUCACCUUCGCUUUAUAAUGGAGCUGCUUUAGCUUUGGACAAAUCUUAUCAUGAUUCAGUGUCACUGAAUGAAUGGCAUGUAAUAUUUUGGUUUAUGUUGUGGAUACCAAACUGCUUCAUUUUAAACUUUACCUUGUGUCUUC
This is a messenger RNA of Amaranthus tricolor (Joseph's coat), 2329 nucleotides long. RefSeq names its product RAN GTPase-activating protein 2-like. Lineage: Eukaryota; Viridiplantae; Streptophyta; Magnoliopsida; Caryophyllales; Amaranthaceae. The coding region runs from base 275 to 1885 and encodes 536 amino acids. The record is from RefSeq and is a predicted model, not a curated record. The transcript has 2 exons. Gene Ontology annotation, molecular function: GTPase activator activity; protein binding.